AUCAUUUCCUUCUUUAAGUUCCUCAUGUGAAUGUGGUGAAACCUUGUUACAAGAAAUAUGAGUUCCAGUGAGCUUCAGUUGGUCAUGUCCAGCAUUUAUUGUUUUGGAUGCUGGGAACAUUCUUGAUGGUAGAAGUGUGCUUUGUAGUCGUUUACUGACUUUCUAUGCCUCCACAAAUGUUUUGACGAAGUUCUUUCUACCAUUUGUAGUGGUGAAAGUAUGGAGAAUGCAUUACGUGCAUGUUGCAAAGGAAUAAAAAUUGGAAAAAUUCUGAUUCACCGUGAUGGAGAUAAUGGGAAACAGCUCAUAUAUGAGAAACUUCCUAAGGACAUUUCAGAACGGCAUGUCCUGCUUCUGGACCCAGUUCUUGCUACAGGGAAUUCUGCUGGCCAAGCAAUUGAACUACUCAUUCAGAAAGGAGUUCCAGAAUCUCAUAUAAUAUUCCUAAACCUCAUCUCUGCGCCUGAGGGAAUCCAUUGUGUUUGCAAACGGUUCCCAUCCCUUAAAAUUGUGACUUCAGAGAUUGAUGUUGCAUUGAAUGAAGAGUUCAGGGUGAUACCAGGCAUGGGGGAGUUUGGUGACCGGUACUUUGGCACUGACGACUGAUGAUAUGACGGUGUGGAUUUCAAAGGAAUCUGGUUGUAUGAAUUGUUUUAACUAUAUAUAACUGGAUGGAGGAACAUGUCUGCGAAAUGAAGUGUUCCCCCCAAAAGCUUUGUCAGGCGUUCAGAAAAUAUGAAUAAGAAUAUUGAAGCAAACAAAUUGAGUUGGAGAUGGUUGCUAUUAAUGGUUUCUCCUGCAAUGAGAUGGUAGCGGAUGCAACCAACACAUCUUUAUUACAUGCCUGAAUACUAAAUGCAAUUUAUAAACCACAAUUGAAUUUUGUUGGUGCACCAUAUGAGAUGCCGAUUUGUUAUGGUUAUUGAUAUUCUUCUAUAAUACAUAUGGAGCUUAGGAUUUUUUUUA
Messenger RNA from Vitis vinifera (wine grape), 966 nucleotides. Its product is annotated as uridine/cytidine kinase UKL1, chloroplastic. The transcript is spliced from 4 exons. NCBI's taxonomy places the organism in Eukaryota, Viridiplantae, Streptophyta, Magnoliopsida, Vitales, Vitaceae. The record is from RefSeq and is a predicted model, not a curated record. The coding region runs from base 220 to 606 and encodes 128 amino acids.